AUGAAGCGUUUCCAGGUCGUGGUCUGGGACCCCGUCACCGGAGACCAGCACCGCAUUGCCGUUCCCCCGGGGUUCGACGGGACACACGGGGCGGUGCUUUGCGCCACCAGAGACAAACACUUCCAGGUGGUCUUGGUGGUGAGACAUUCGGAUGACGAGCAACAUACACGUGCGGUUGUCUGUGUUUACUCGUCAAAGACCGGCUUAUGGGGAGAUCGUAUCUCGACACCGCUUCCAUACCAACCUGAUGUGAGCGGUUCUCCCAACACCAUGCUUUAUGAGCUUGAUGCUGUGCUGGUUGGAGACUCACUUCACUGGAUGCUUUCUAGGAAUUUUGGUGGAAUUCUCAAGUUUGAUUUGGAGAAGCAGAGCCUAGCUAUGAUACGAGUGCCGCUAGUGGAUAUGUAUGGCCAGGGCAACUACUUCCAGGUUAUGAGGGCUGAGGGCGGCGGGCUGGGUUUCCUCUUCAUGUCAGUGUUAGACUACGCUGCUCAGUUAUGGAAGAGGAAGACAGAUUGUGAUGGUGUUGCUUCAUGGGAGCUUGGAAGAACUAUUCAACUGGACAAGCUACUUUCUCUGAAGUCGGAGGAUAAAAACCCCAUAGCCCUGUCGAUACUAGGGUUUGCUGAGCAGAAUAAUGCCGUGUUCAUUUGGACAGUUAAUGGCAUCUUCAUGAUCCACCUUGACUCAUUGAAUUCAAGAAGCUUGCCGAAACCACCGCAAGAUGUUCUCACUAUCAUCCAUUCGAAAGUGUCUACACUGCAGGCCUCUUUACAUUAUUCUGGCGACUGA
Molecule: messenger RNA, 792 nt
Organism: Triticum turgidum subsp. durum (durum wheat)
Lineage: Eukaryota; Viridiplantae; Streptophyta; Magnoliopsida; Poales; Poaceae
Source: the annotation of a GenBank genome assembly